GAACGCAUCAAAAGCAGAAACACAUAUCGGGAAAUUAUCUUUUCCGAGGAGCACGAGAACGCACCGUCAAAGGGAAGCAUAGCACGGAGCUCCCAGCUGCACCAACAAUCAAUUAAAUCCAUAAAAUGUCUGCUGAGCUGCACAUUGUGAGUGGACCAGAUGUAAAUGAUGCAAGUCUUCAAGGCAACACAGUGGGAGGCAGCAAACCUUUACACCGCUUUAUGAAAGGGCAACCCAAGGCUAUUGGCGUCGUUGUGUUGGUCUUGGGCUCGUCUUUCUUUAUCAUUUCAGUUGCAAUGGCAAAAGAACUCUUUAAUGAGCCUCUGUGGAGAACCGACGCACCUGUCAUUAUUCAGGGAAUUCUGUUCAUCAUAUGUGGGAUUAUGUAUAUUCUGGCAGAGCACAAUCCAACCAAGAAAACAGUCACCAUAUCUUUGGCUCUGAGUAUUGUGUCGAUACUCGCGACAUUGGGGACUGACUUCUACUUCCUGCCUGACUUAAUACAGACCCACUACUAUAGGCAUUAUGUUUACGGUCACAAAGAAGAAGGAUUAUGGAGAUCAGAUUUUGAGGCCAUGGGAAGGAGCUUGGAAUGGAUCUUUGUAUUCUACACUUUUGUUAGUGCAAUUAUUUUAAUUGUAAUGUCAACUCUGGCUGGAGCUGCCCUGCGUUCCACAAAGAGUCAGGCUGUUGUCAUGAUGACAGCUGCACCACCUGAAACUCCAGCAGAAUGAAGACCGCAACAUAAACGUCUGAAGUGGGACAACGUGAGAAGAGAGAAGAACUACGAAGCAACAAGAUCCUUGAGCCCUAAAUAUUAACCAGUAAUAACUAGCUUUAUAUACAAGGCAAUACAGAUUGUAUGUAUGUCUGAACGUGUCGCCGUGUGGUGUUUCUGUGAUCUAUUGCUUUACUUAAUCAUCAGCAAGGACCUGCUGUUUACUCUGCAGCCAGCAGGCGGCGUUGAUUUUCUACGACAAUCCAGAUGAAACUGAAAACCUCCGGCUGCCCAUGACACUUUAAUGUGUUUUUUUUUUACUAUGUAAGCUCUUCUUUAAACAGCAACUCCAAUAAACUCAAACACUGUGACACCUUAACACACUGUCCUCUCUUCACAGUAGAUAGAACGCGAGACAUACCAAAAGAGAACAGGGAGUGUGCAGUGGUAUUAAUAUCAUGAAGUGUGUGUCCCUCCUGUGCAACUGUCACCAUGAGUUUGUCACCAAAAAUUGUAGGUGACGUUUUGAUUAUGUUUGAGACUGACUUGAGUUUAGCAUUUCGUGAGUUUAUGUUUCACCUAAUUUAAUAAAAGUGCUGAAAAGCCAGUGGUUCGUCUCUGGCUGUUUUGGUGAGACCCCGGUCGCAUGCUCAUUUGCCACAGUGGCGCCCCCUGUUGGGAUCCACUGUGUCUCCCCCACGCAGCCUUUUCAGCAUUUUAUUCAGAGACUAUAGGUGCAAACAAAACUUAAAUACAAACAUAAAUCCAGCAACCAUUUACUUUGAACAGCACUUGCCUGACAAUCUACAAAAUUUGUAUGAAAAGCAACUGUUAUACAAGAUCCCUGUAACAAUUCACUAUUAACUGUGUAAACUCAAGAGCAUUAAAGGAGAAAGUAAUUCAGUUCAUACUAUAUAAUACUGUCACAUUCUCUGUAUUUGUAAAAUGUCGAAUAAAAGUAUAAUUUUUUUUAACUUAAA
This is a messenger RNA of Pleuronectes platessa (European plaice), 1698 nucleotides long. RefSeq lists its product as uncharacterized. Bases 126 to 734 code for a protein of 202 amino acids. NCBI's taxonomy places the organism in Eukaryota, Metazoa, Chordata, Actinopteri, Pleuronectiformes, Pleuronectidae. The record is from RefSeq and is a predicted model, not a curated record. The transcript is spliced from 7 exons. Gene Ontology annotation, cellular component: membrane.